Molecule: messenger RNA, 1467 nt
Organism: Penicillium bovifimosum
Lineage: Eukaryota; Fungi; Ascomycota; Eurotiomycetes; Eurotiales; Aspergillaceae
Product: alpha/beta hydrolase
Exons: 3
Coding region: 1-1467 (488 amino acids)
Source: RefSeq, a predicted model, not a curated record
AUGCCUAGCUUCUUUGACACAUGCCAAGCUUCCAUCAUGGGAAAAUUACUAAUGCGUGCAUUGAUCGGGACAAUUAUAUUUGUCUAUGGCAUCUUUACGAUUGUCCUCUACAAUAUCAUUGCCUUGUCGAAAGGCACAUUCUUCAAGCGUCCCACCGAAAAGGAGAGAUUGGAGCUGCAGCUAACUCGCAAUCGCUUGUGGGAUCUAUCAAAGGACUUUGAGGGCCUUCGUCACCAUAUUCUGACCUUGCAGAGUGGAUUCAAGUUCCACUUUGUUAGCAAUGAUACUCCAAACACACCGGAAACCAUCACUUCCGAUAAGCCAUUGGUGAUUUUCAUCCACGGAUUCCCUGACAGCUGGGUCAUCUGGCGAUACAUCAUCAGGAACCCUGCUCUGCAAAAGGCGGUUUCCAUCGUCGCAAUCGACCUCCCCGGAUAUGGAGGAACGGAGAGCCUGGAGAAAUACAAUGCCACAAAUGUGUUGGAGAAGUUGACUGAGCUGAUCAUUACCCUACGAAGCCAAUAUGGUGUCGACUCGGGCAAUGAGAGCAACAAGAAGAAGACCAUCAUUGUAGCUCAUGAUUGGGGAUGUGUCCUGUCUAUGCGCCUCGCUGCCGAAGCCCCGUCCCUGGCCCACCGAUUCAUCUUGUCCAAUGGACCAUCAAUUAUAUUGGCGGGGUCCAAUGCCCGCCGCCUGCUCUUCUCAGCCAAAAAGAUGCUCGGCAACGCCUGGCGCUCACCACUGCACGCCCGCGUCCCGCUUAUGAAGGCACUGCGAACCCUCACUCCCCUCUUCCGUCAGUUUUUCUUGUCCGGUUACGUCUUCGUCAUGCAGCUUCCUACGCCAUUGGUCCACUACUUCUUAACCGGAGGCAAUCAGUCGCUGCUUGUGAAUUGCCAUCGCACCUCGUACAACAAGGACAAGUAUACUCCGCUCGACGUGGCCGAGAGCAUGGCGAGCAGCAUGGGCCCAUCUACCGCAGAAUUAGGUACGAAAACUCCUAGCGGUGAUGCUUACCCCGCCAGCCUCAGCAAGCGCGCGCUCUCCCACGUCCUCCACAUGGCAGCCUAUUACAGUGACGGAGCAUCGGUGGCGCCCUGGUCCAAGUCAGUUGAAACGGUUGCUAGUCUGCAUAGCAUUGCAUCCGGAACGCAGCGCGUGAGCAGCGGAGCUGGGCUGUUUGAUGAAGGUCCGCCGGGUGCUUUCAAAGCUAAAACAACCAUUUUCUGGGGCAAGGAGGAUAUUGCGCUCGACCCGAGGAUCUGUCUUGAUGGGAUAAGUGACUUUUUGGUGCAGGGCUCUCAGAUUGUGCUGCUUCCCCGUACUGGACACUGGACUCCAGUUGAGCGGGAAAGCAGUGCAGCUUUAAUCAAAGCGGUCGAGUGGACUGCCCAGGGCGAAAAGGGGGAUAUUGGGGCAGCUGUGCGAAAGGCUUGCCCUGACGCCCAGGUGACCUCUUCACGAUAG